GGGCAGAAUUCGAAGUUCUGCAGAUGCAGAUUGGUGAAUCUGUAGAUGAUUAUUUUGCAAGGACAAUGGCUAUUGCAAACAAGAUGAGGAUCCAUGGUGAAAAUCCGGAGGACGUUGCCAUAGUUGAGAAAAUCCUUCGAUCUAUGACAACAAAAUUCAAUUAUGUUGUUUGUUCAAUUGAGGAGUCAAAUAAUUUUGAGGUUCUUUCCCUUGAUGAGUUGCAAAAUUCAUUGUUAAUUCAUGAGCGGAAGAUAAAUCGCCAAGACAAGCAAGAGCAAGCAGUGCAGAUCUCGCAGACACAAGCCUUGCAGACCAUAGUUAAUUCAAGGGCUGUAGGUCAAGGAAAAGAAAUCUGGAAAGGCAGACCAAGAUCUGGCAGACCGAAAUCUGACAGAUUGGAGGAAAGUUCAGCCACUGGAAUUCAGAAGAGGUGGCAGAAUAGAAAUUAUCAAGCUGCAGAUAACAGAUCCAAAUCUACAGGAAAGGCAAAUAUUGAAUGCUUCAGAUGUCAUAAGUAUGGCCAUUAUCGUUCUGAGUGCCGUACUAAUCUGAAUAGAGGAGAAAGUUCCAAUUUUGCAGAACACAAUGAGAAGAAUGACGAUUCCUCUAUAUUAAUGGUCUGUCAUCCUAAAGAAGUCAGCAAGAAGAAUGUGUGGUAUCUGGAUACUGGUUGCAGCAAUCACAUGUGUGGAGACAAAUCUGCGUUUUCAGAUUUGGAUGAGUCUUGUCAAGACAAGGUGAAAUUUGGUGAUAAUUCCACUAUUGCAGUCAAGGGAAGGGGAAAGGUAACCAUUCGUGCCAAAGACAAUUCAAUUCAAACUAUUUCUAAUGUUAUGUAUGUACUAGAUUUGAAAUCGAAUCUGCUUAGUUUGGGACAGCUUCAGGAAAAAGGAUAUGAAAUCCUUAUUAAAGAUGGAGUUUGCCAAAUUCGUGAUUCAAAGCUUGGCCUGAUUGCAAAGGUCAAGAUGACGGGAAAUAGGUUGUUUCCAUUAUACUUGCAGACCACAAAUCUGUCAUCUUUGCAACAGAAGAAGAUGGUAAAUGGUCUUCCUCAUUUUGAUUCUCCUUCAAAAAUUUGUGAAAUCUGCAUGGUCAAUAAGCAGCACCGUGACAGCUUUCCUAAAGACAGAUCUUGGAGAGCAAAGCAGGUGCUAGAUCUGGUUCAUUCUGAUCUGUGUGGACCCAUAAAUCCAACAUCCAAUGGAGGUAAACAAUACUUUAUUACCUUUGUUGAUGAUUACAGUCGCAAGACAUGGGUGUAUUUUUUGCAGACCAAGUCAGAAGCCUUAGCAGCCUUUAAAAAUUUCAAAGUCUUGGCUGAGAAUGAGGUUGGCAGAUCUGUAAAGGUUUUGCGGACAGAUCGUGGUGGUGAGUUUAAUUCAAAGGAAUUUGCAAAUUUUUGUGAGUCCAAUGGCAUUAAAAGGCAACUCACAACAGCCUAUACACCUCAACAGAAUGGUGUAUGUGAGAGGAGGAAUCGCACAAUCAUGAAUAUGGUGCGAAGUCUGACGUCAAAGAGCGGCUUGCCUAAGGAGUUUUGGCCAGAAGAUGUUAAUUGGAGUGUUCAUAUCUUGAACAAAAGUCCCACAUCUCCACUUCCAGAUUUGAUGCCAGAAGAGGCUUGGAGUGGACGUAGACCUGCUGUUAAUUACUUCAGAAUUUUUGGAUGCAUAGCAUAUGCACAUGUGCCAGAUCAGAAAAAGAGUAAGCUUGAUGACAAAAGGGAAAAGUGUAUUUUCCUUGGUGUAAGUGAUCAGUCCAAAGCUUACAGAUUAUACAAUCCUUUAACCAAGAAGGUCAUCAUUAGCCAUGAUGUAAUGUUUGAUGAAGCAAGCACUUGGUCUUGGACAGAAAAAUCUGGGCAACAGAUUCCUGUAGAUUUCGAAAAUGGAGAAGAUCUGACUAUGCAGAACUCAGAAGGUCAAACUUUAGCAGAACUCGAGGUUUCAAGACAGACAAAUAAAGAAAUUCUACCUACAGAAGUAGAGUUCAGUACUGGAGGAAGUCUGCCAACAACACCAGAACUGAAAUCUGGAACUAGUUCCAGACCUCAAUGCAAAAAGAGAAGACCAGCAUGGUUGGAAGAUUAUGAGGUAACAGAUCUACCGCAAGAUGAUGUUCCAGUUAAUCAUUUUGCUUUAUUUGUAGAUUGUGAUCCCUUAACAUAUGAAGAAGCUGUUAAAGAAGAAAAGUGGCAAAAGGCUAUGGCAGAAGAAAUUGGUUCUAUUGAAAGGAACCAGACUUGGGAGUUGACAAAUCUUCCAGAAGGGCACAAAACAAUUGGUGUUAAGCGGAUCUACAAGAAAAAGCUCAAAGAGAAUGGGACGGUUGACAAAUUCAAAGCUCGCUUGGUGGCAAAAGGUUACAAGCAAGAGUUUGGCAUUGAUUAUCAAGAAGUUUUUGCUCCAGUUGCAAGGAUGGAUACCAUCAGAUUGGAAGUUCUGGACAGAUUUCAAAUGAAGAACUGCAAUUCUGUCACUACACCAGUUGACAAAGGUGUAAAGCUCGUGAAAGAUCCAGGAGGUAAAUCUGUGGACAGCAAACUGUAUAAGCAGAUUGUUGGAAGUCUGAUGUAUCUGACAGCAACAAGAUCAGAUAUAAUGAAUGGUGUAAGUCUGAUUAGCAGAUAUAUGGAGCAUCCAAAGGAGUUGCACUUGCAGACUGCUAAAAGAAUUCUCAGGUAUUUAUGUGGAACUGCAGAUUUUGGACUAUUCUAUAAGAAGGCUGACCAGACAGAUCUCGCAGGCUUUACAGACAGUGAUUAUGCUGGAGAUCUGGAUGACAGAAAAAGCACAUCUGGGUUUGUUUUUAUGUUGGGAUCUGGUGCAAUUUCAUGGUCUUCAAAGAAGCAGCCCAUUGUGACUUUGUCCACAACAGAAGCGGAAUAUGUGGCAGCAACUUCUUGUGCUUGUCAAGUUAUUUGGUUGAGAAGAAUUAUGGAAGAACUUGAGUUGAAUCAACAUGAGGCCACUUCAAUUUAUUGUGAUAACAGUUCAGCCAUCAAACUUUCUAAAAAUCCAGUUUUGCAUAGGAGAAGCAAGCAUAUACAUGUGAGGCUAUGGACAAGAAAAGAGAGGGAGAUUGCAGUGAUUAGCCACGGCAUAUUCUUGCAGCAGACACUCGGCACUUGGAGCCAAGUCUUACACACCAAUGCCGAAUGAUCUCCUUAAACGAUGAGCUGCAUUAUUCUGAAAGAAAAUUUGUUGUUUAACUCUGUAAAACAUGCUUAUUUUGUGUGAUUAAUUUGUGUGUAGAUUUCGAAAUUGUGAGUUUCGUUCAAUUUCAAUGUCAGUGACUAUUAUUGAUGUGGGGUGAGUGUGUACUUUCUUUUUCUUUUUCUUUUUCUUUUUUUAAUUUUUAAUUUUUAGGUAACAUAGGGAUUGGGACUUUUAAUCAACUAAUUUCAUGGUU
Rubroshorea leprosula is the source of this 3411-nucleotide messenger RNA. The record is from the annotation of a GenBank genome assembly. Lineage: Eukaryota; Viridiplantae; Streptophyta; Magnoliopsida; Malvales; Dipterocarpaceae.